AUGGAUACAAGGGUAAAGAUGAUGGAGGAGAUGACUGCUCCCCUGUCACCUGACUCCGCAGCAACUGCCGCCAUAGAGCCUCCCUUAAUGCGCCACACCGUCCUAUCGUCUUCCAGUAUCAGUUUCAACGUGGAAUUUCAGCAUAGGGACAUAAUUCUUUCUCUCACCGUUCCAAGUACCUUCUCUUCCUUCCAUGCCCUACAGAGAGAUGCGUUUCUUCGCUCAAUCUCACUGUCUGGCACCGACGAUAUCAAGCACCCUGUCGAAUUGGCGCUAGCCUAUAUCGAAUUCCUCCUCCUUCAGAAAGAGAUAACGGGUGCAGCUUGGGCGGUGCUCUUGGAGGCAUUCGACAAUGAAUUUCUUGGAAGAAUAGACAUUCAUUCUCUCAUCGCGGAGGUAACGUCGAGAUCAGAGAAACGACAGCGGUGGUUGCGUAUAUACUAUCAUGCUGUCGAUCUUAAACAGGAAAACGGGGUUGAGGAUGGUGUUGAGGGUGUGGUCUACACCAGAAGUAGAUUUUUCCACAAUGUUGAGACCAGUCAGUUUCAAGUAAUGGCACUGUUUGGAGGCCAGGGGGAUGCGAGUCCUACGUGUGUGAAGGAGCUUUCCGAACUGUACAACACAUACCAGUCGAUACUCCAGGACUUUCUACGAAGAAUGGGGUCUAGACUUGCCGAGCUGUCCCGCUUGCCAAAGUGUCGCUCAUACUAUCAGCGACGAUACUUGGACAUCGAGGCUUGGAUGGCCGACGCCGCUGUGGUACCUAAUAGUGCUUUCGUGGCCAGUGCCCCUGUUAGCGUACCUGUGAUCGGAUUGUUGAGUCUCGCUCGAUACAUCGUUACUUGCCGGAUACUAGGGAUAUCGCCCGGAAAGCUGCGAACACUGCUUUCUGCCACCACGGGGCAUUCUCAGGGUCUUUUGGUAUCAAUUGUUGUUGCCAUAUCGGACACAUGGGAGUCGCUUUACGACAAUAGCAGCUUAUUAGUGGAUGUCUUGUUCUGGUUGGGAUGGGAGUGUCAUAAUUGCGCGCCCCAAAUUACAAUCCCUAGAAGGUCCACGAGAAGUGAAGAAAAUGACGUGGAUCUCGACACCCAUCUAUACAUGCUCAGUAUUCGAGGGGCAACACGAUGCCAAGUUGAGGAUAUACUGGCCCACAUGAACCGUCACUUGAGCCAAGAUUCGAAGUUGUAUCUGGCGUUGGCAAAUGCUCAAGAUCAAUUCGUUGUUGCCGGUCCAAAUUCAUCAUUAUUACAUCUUAGGAGCUACCUUCAAGAGGUUAGUACCUCUGCCAUAAAUCGGAGCCAAAUCCCAUUCAGCAGCAGAAGGCCAUUUCUCCAGCUUAACUUCCUGCCAAUCAGCACACCUUUCCAUACGCCAUAUCUUCGUCCUGCUGUAGAAUCCUUGAGAAAACGAUUUUCAGAAAGACGGAUCCUCCCCCAGCAACUAGCCAUCCCGGUAUUCGACACUAGGACUGGUCAUGAUCUCCGUGCUUAUGAUGGGAAUAUCCUGCAUUUGGCGUUUGAUGCUAUUGCCCAUGACAUCUGCGACUGGCGUGCUGCAAUGGCCUGUUCACCCAACAUCAGUGCUCGCCGUCCUCCUGUGUCACACAUUAUUGUUUUUGACCGGGGUGGUCUUGGUUCAUUGGUGAAGAAGGUUAAAGAGGGUCAGGGGAUUCGCGUAAUUCAAGGGUCUGAUCUCGAUUCCCGGGAUCCCGAGGUGGGAACCAUGAAGGAUCUAUUCUCUCCCUUGUUACUUGAUUCCGCGACUAGGCUCCAAACUUGGGGCCAGCGCUUCCAACCACGACUAGCCCCGGGAACAAAGAUUAAGAUUGAAACACGUCUCACGCAGCUUUUGGGUGCCCCUCCAAUUAUGGUUGCUGGUAUGACACCCACUACGAUGCAUUGGGACUUUGUUGCAGCCAUCAUGAAUGCAGGUUAUCACGUCGAGCUGGCCGGUGGAGGUUACCAUAGUGCCGACCGCAUGGCGUCAGCCAUCGAUCAGUUAGUCAAGAAUAUUCCCGCCGGACAAGGCAUCUCCUGUAACUUGAUUUACGCCAACCCUCGUGCUGUCAGAUGGCAGAUCCCACUUUUACGUCGCUUAUCGCAUGAUGGUGUCGUAAUCGACGGCUUGACUUUUGGAGCCGGUGUCCCUUCGCUAGAAGUCAUCACAGAGUACAUACAGACGCUAAAUUUGAGACAUAUCGGUUUCAAGCCUGGGUCAAUGGCGGCCAUCCGGGAUGUGAUUAGUAUCGCCAGGGCUCACCCCGACUUUCCAGUUAUCCUUCAAUGGACUGGUGGUCGUGGAGGAGGGCAUCACUCUCGUGAAGACUUCCAUGCUGUCAUGCUGAAUAUGUACGGACUAAUACGGCAACAAUCGAACAUUUAUUUGGUGGCUGGCAGUGGGUUCGGUAGCAGCGGUAGCAUCUAUCCAUACCUUACAGGCUUAUGGUCAGUUCCGAUGGGAUAUGCGUCCAUGCCAUUUGAUGGAGUACUUUUGGGUACUUGCAUGAUGGUUGCGAAUGAGGCUCAUACAAGCAAAGCCGUCAAAGAUGUCAUCACGUCGACACCCGGAUUGGACGACAAUGACUGGGAAAAGACAUAUGCUGGGCCUGCUGGGGGAAUAAUUACAGUGCAGUCGGAAAUGGGCGAGCCAAUACAUAAAAUAGCAACUAGGGGCGUGCGCCUGUGGGCUGAAAUGGAUAAGACUGUUUUCAGUCUCCCCCGGCAAGACCGUGUCACAUAUUUGACCAAACAUCGUCUUAUGAUAAUUCAUCGGUUGAAUGCCGACUUUGCGAAGCCAUGGUUUGGUCGCAACUCACAAGGGGCUGUAAUCGACUUGAACGAAAUGACCUACACUGAGGUAAUAAAUCGGCUGGUGGAACUAAUGUAUAUUGGUCAUCAAAAGCGUUGGAUCGACUCGACUUAUGUGGAUUUCACAUUCGCAUUCGCCGCCCGUACCUUCGAACGCUUGCCAGCUGAGUUGAAUAAUUCAGAGCAUCUUUCUCGAGAAUUACUUGAGCUUCACCCAACCCGCUUUGCUCGUGUGUUUAGCACUGCGUGUCCCGCUGCAGUUUCAGAAGUCUUGAAUCCGGAGGAUGUCUCGUUCUUCCUCAUGCAAACCAAAAAGGAAAAUCAAAAGCCUGUCAACUUCAUACCCACCCUGAACGACGAUUUUGAGUACUAUUUCAAGAAGGACUCGCUAUGGCAAUCGGAGGAUAUUGACGCUGUGAUUGGUCAUGAUCCAGGCCGAGUAUGCAUUCUUCAGGGCCCUGUGGCAGCGCAGUUUUCAUGUGAUCGAGGAGAAUCGGCAAAGGAGAUUCUGGAUACUCUGCUAUUUUCUCUCAGCGACCGCUUCCAACGAGAUAUGUGUGCAGAGGAAUUGACUAUCGGGAUUGAUAGUGGCUUAGUUACACCAGAUUCCUGGUCCACAGUCUCGCCCGGUACUAAGGACUCUUUUAUGGAGGAAAUCUCUACUCCAUGCUCCACAACACUCUCGGACGCCAGUGAUGAUCCAUGCGUGUGUUCAUUGACAUUGCCUUACAGUCCCGAUCGAAACAUUCCCGCUUGGGUACGGGCAGUUCUGGAAGAUAAAUUUGUCUUGCAGGGCCGACUGCGGCAAAAGAAUCCUUUUCGCGAGUAUGUCGAGAAAUACCCUAAAUCCGCUAUCCAGUACAAUCCCGCUCGGUUAGAGAUAUCUGUGGUGGCUCAAGACAGUCUGGACAUCAAAUCUUCGAUGACAAUCACAUGUCAGAAUGGGGCGGAGGUUAUUGUCGAACUUCAUCCUCCAUACAAAGCACAGAAUUUGCAGUUACUGUACGAAUUUGAUCCUAGCAGGGCUCCCUUCAGACUGAGCGAGAUCAUGGAAGGCCGGAACGAGCGUAUCAAGUCAUUCUAUAGUGCAAUCUGGCUUAGUAAGACCACAGCCAGCAAUAUUGGUCUGUACAGUCUAUUUGACGGGCAUCCAAUGAAGCUGGCCCGCGAGCGGUUCGAGGGGUUGGCCUUGACCGUCGGUGCAGCGUUUCCCGACCAUCGGAUCGUGUCAUCAGAUUCAGAAAUUUUGCCUAUUAGCGUUGGCAUUAUUAUCGCUUGGGACGUCAUAUGCCGUCCCCUUCUUCUCAUGGAUAUUGAAGGUGAUUUACUUCGUCUAGUUCAUCGAUCUAACACGACUGCAUACACUCAUGGCGUCAGGCCUCUCAGGUUGGGUGAAACAGUCAGCUCCCAAUCUCAGGUUCAGGCUGUCUAUAUAGAGGAUUCAGGCAAGGUUGUGGUUAUAGAAGCGCGGAUUAUUCGCUCUGGGAAGCAUGUGUUGACAGUAACGUCAACGUUUCUUUUCCGAGGUUCAUUUCGCAAUGUCAAAAACACCUUUCGAAAAACAAAGUUAUGCGAUUGGGCGGUAAACGUGCAAUCGAGGUCAGAGGAGAUGGUGCUAAAAGAGCGAAUGUGGUUUCAUCCAGUCGCCGCUCUACCUUCGCUGGUAGGCAAGACAGUGGUUUUCAAUGUCGAGAGUCACGUUACGUAUAAGGAAAACGCGCGUACAAAACUUCGAGUCACUGGCCAGGUACAUUGCCGGACAGGCUACAAAUUCGAACAUAUAGGAGAUGUUCAUUUCGUAUGUGAUGACUGUCAUGGAAACCCGGUUUCAGAAUUCCUUGAACGCAAAGGGACUGCACAAGGAGGCAGAAUAAACUUUGGGAGCCCUGGCUGGUCGGGCCCAUCGUCAUUUGAAAUUCAAAUGCCUGCCAGUAACCAGGACUACGCUGAGGUGUCUCUAGAUUUCAAUCCUAUUCAUGUCUCAACCAUCUUUGCUAACUUUGCCCAACUGCCGGGCACGUUGUCCCAUGGCAUGUGCACAUCAGCGAUUGUAACUGCGGUUCUUGAGCACUUGGUCUUGAAGAGUGAUCGGGCACGCCUGAGAAGUUUUUCCACUGAGUUUUUGGGAAUGGUAAUGCCUUCAGAGAGGUUGGCAGUACGACUAGAGCAUGUGGGAAUGGUUGAAGGGAGAAUGCGAUUUGUUAUAGAAGCAUGCCGAACUGGGAACGGAGAGAAGGUGAUGACUGCGGAGGCCGAAGUGGAACAGCCUGCAAUAGCGUACCUCUUCACUGGUCAAGGUAGUCAAAGUAGAGGUAUGGGUAUGGAGUUAUACAAUAGGAGCUCAAGUGCCAAGGAGUUGUGGGACGAGAUUGAUGCGCAUAUAUACAACGCUUAUGGCUGGUCUGUUCUGGACAUCGCCAGGAACAACCCAAAGACUCUCACCAUUCGCUUUGGGGGCAAACAUGGCCGGAAGAUCCGCGGAAAUUACCUCUCCAUCACAGCGGAAAGAGUGCUUCCUAAUGGUGACCGAGUGCAAGAGCCAGUUCUGGCGGGGCUCACAGCAGAGUCGGCGUCUUACACAUUCCAUGAUCCUAGGGGGCUCUUGUAUUCGACACAAUUUGCACAACCGACGAUUCUUCUGUUCGAAGCGGCAGCUUUUGCAGAAAUGCGUGCCAAAGGCUAUGUAUCACGCGAGGCGGUAUAUGCCGGACAUUCCUUGGGGGAAUACGGGGCACUUUCUGCACUGUCAAAGUUUAUACCAACUCUUGCCCUCGUAGAAUUAGCUUUCUACCGGGGGUUGAUGAUGCAGCGUCGGUGGAACGAGAUCGUGGAGAGAGCGCCACGUAUGGUAUGGUGGCUGCGAAUCCAGAACGUGUGGGUAAAUGUAGUUUUUGAUCAAGCUUCAUUGAGCACCGUGGUUCGCACGAUUGCUGCUGAGAGCCGGCAAUUGUUGGAGAUCGUGAAUUUGAACGUGGAUGGGGAGCAGUAUGUCUGUUCGGGCACGUUAACCAAUCUUUACGUCCUCGGCAAACUGAUGGACCAUAUCGCACAGUGCCACAGUGGAGCAAAGCAAGUUCAGGAGAUGAUGGACUCCACCGACGCGUCUACGACGGAGCUCCACCGAGUGAUCCGCGACCUCCUGCAUCAUGCCAAGACCCUUCCUCUACCAAUUGAACUGCAGCGCGGCCAAGCAACGAUUCCCCUGCAAGGCAUCGACGUGCCUUUCCAUUCCAGUCAUCUGCGCUCAACAGUGGACAUGUUCCGACAAUGUCUACUCCGGCCAGGACUUCUAGCGGGAAAUAUAGAUGCAGAGGAGCUAGAGGGGAAAUAUAUUCCUAACCUGAUGGCGCAACCGUUUUCGUUAGACGAGAAAUAUAUCAGACAGGCUUUCGACCUCACGCAGAGUCCGGUCCUAGGAAAAAUCCUGGGCAUAAGUUAA
Molecule: messenger RNA, 6249 nt
Organism: Aspergillus nomiae NRRL 13137
Lineage: Eukaryota; Fungi; Ascomycota; Eurotiomycetes; Eurotiales; Aspergillaceae
Product: sterigmatocystin biosynthesis fatty acid synthase subunit beta
Exons: 4
Coding region: 1-6249 (2082 amino acids)
Biological process (GO): long-chain fatty acid biosynthetic process
Cellular component (GO): fatty acid synthase complex
Molecular function (GO): [acyl-carrier-protein] S-acetyltransferase activity; fatty acid synthase activity; enoyl-[acyl-carrier-protein] reductase (NADH) activity
Source: RefSeq, a predicted model, not a curated record